This is a messenger RNA of Geodia barretti, 1005 nucleotides long. The record is from the annotation of a GenBank genome assembly. Lineage: Eukaryota; Metazoa; Porifera; Demospongiae; Tetractinellida; Geodiidae.
AUGGACAUCCUCGGCGACACCCGGAUCAACUGGAUCAAGUAUCGGUGGUGGUUCGCCGCAGUCUCCCUCGUAGUGGUUGCCGCGGGGGUUUUGGACAUCAUCCGGAAGGACGGGCUCCGGUACGGCAUCGACUUCUCCGAAGGCACCAUGGUGGUAGCCAAGUUCGCCGAGUCUCCGGAAAUCGAUGCCGUACGGGAGACCGUCGGCGCGCUCGGGUACGGAAGCGCCGUGAUCCAGAGCUACGACCGGCCCGAGAUGAACCAGGUCAUGAUCCGGGUCGAAAAAGAGCCAACGGACGAGCCCAUGGCGGGGCAGGAUCCGGGCGACGCGGCGCAGCCGGCACCCGAGGUUGGAAUCGACGAGACGGCCAACCGCAUUCUCGAAGCGCUCCGCGCUGGAGCCGCGGGAGAACUGGUAUCCGUGAGCACCGAGAUCGUGGGGCCGGUGGUCGGCGAAGAACUCCGGCGGCGGGCGCGGAAUGCCACCAUCUUGGCGCUCUUCGCGAUGCUCAUCUACAUCGGCUUCCGAUUCGAGCCGGUGUACGGGGUCGGCGCCACCAUCGCGGUCAUCCACGACGUCCUCGUAACGCUGGCUCUCGUUUCCCUCUUCGACUACGAGAUCAGUCUGAACGUGAUCGCCGCUUUCAUGACACUCGUGGGUUACUCGGUCAACGACACGAUCGUCAUCUUCGAUCGGAUCCGCGAAAACCGUCAUAUCCACCGCCGACUGGGGCUCCCGGAGAUCGUGAACCUGGCAAUUAACCAGACACUCCGGCGCACCAUCCUCACGUCAGGACUCACCCUGCUCGCGGUAGGGGCGCUGUUCGUCUGGGGCGGCGAGGUGCUCCGUGCUUUCUCCUUCGUGCUGGUAGCCGGGGUCGUCGUGGGCACCUACUCCUCGAUCGCCAUCGCUUCGCCGAUUGUCCUGUGGUGGCGCUCGGUACGGGGCGGCACGGCGGCGACCGCGGAACAGCAACGGCCCCAGGCGCCUCCGGUCAGGGUCUGA